Molecule: messenger RNA, 1839 nt
Organism: Eimeria acervulina
Lineage: Eukaryota; Apicomplexa; Conoidasida; Eucoccidiorida; Eimeriidae
Exons: 1
Coding region: 1-1839 (612 amino acids)
Source: RefSeq, a predicted model, not a curated record
AUGGCUGGCCAGGCUUUCGCUGCAAGGCCCGCGUCGCCGCUCGUGCCACUUUCCAACGAAGCAGCAUCUGAACAUGAUGGGAAAGCGACCACAGCCAAUCUGCGUGAUGUAAGUGGAUCAGAUCCACAGGUAAAGCAGAAAGGCGGUGUUAGCUCAGCAUGUCACCAGAAGCGAGCAAAAGCCGUUUCCACCACAUUUUGGCUCGUCGUUUCCUACAUUGUAGGUGUGUCCGUGUGGUUUUCACUUUGUGGUGGCGCUCGGAAGAUCAAUGAAGGGACCACGGUGAGGCAGCUUGCAGCUGGCGGUGAAAGGCAUGGAUUUCAUGGCGGGAAAAACCCACUAUUUGUUGAGAAUGAGUGGACGAGUCUGGAUGCGGAUGAGCUCGCAUCGCUGUGCGCUCAAGUCGGCGAGUGGAUACCUGAGGCUGGCGCUCAGAGCACUUCACUCCCAUUGCAAGCUGUUGCAGAGACGAUCCUAAGCUCUGAAGUGCAGGCUCAAGACAACUUUGCGCAGUUUCUUCAACCGUCUGCUGGCUCGUGCAUGCAGCCGGCGCAACAACAAGUUGCUCAAGGAAAUCCUUUGGAAAUGGAUGGCUACGCACGGCCUCAACAGGAGCAUACUAAUCAUGCUGUGGCGGGUCCAAGUUGGAAGGCUGAUGCAUCCGCGGGCAGUGCCCCUGUAGGGAGCGCCACCGCUUCCCAGUGGAUCGGUGUUCACCCAGAGGCUGUUCGGCCGACGCCUGGCUUCGUCCCUGCUCAUUUAUUUCCCUCAGGAGUUUCGUUCCUACCUUCCCUUUUUUCUUAUCAAUCAGAUUUCACACCCGAUGGAUCUUUGGGACUGAGCUCCCAGGAGGUGCAACCUGCACCACAGUCCUCACAGGGUUCCCAGCGGCAGCACAGUUUGUUGCAUGUUCUUCAAGACGAUAGGUUGGGUUCACCAGAAGGUUGGCUCCAGAGCGUUGAUGAGGUUACAGCACCAUCAGCAGCUCUAGGGCCCGUCGCAAGGUCAGGUGAGCCAGGUGGCCAUUCACACGGGCGUCCUUCAAUGCAUGAGAGAGCGACAGCGUCUCAAGGCAUCUGUGGACAGGCGUCAGAGCAUACGAAGUUAGUGCUACGGCGAAUGCUCUUGGCCAAGCCACGUUCCUCGCCAGCGACAACCAGUGGUGCGCUUUCUGAAGGCGGCUGUAUUGCAGCAGAGGGAAGGCGUACGGUAAUGGUAUGUGACUUAGAUAGCCAUCCGUUUAUUCACUUGCCUCAGUUGGACCCAAAUGUUAGACGGGAAGAUAUCAAAACGGGUCCAUUGGAAACCUGUGUAAGAUGUGAGCCUUUGGUUUUCCAUCUUAAAGCACUCAGAACCUGGUUCCUGCAACGGAGCAUCUGCAAAUUGGAGGCAAUGAAAAUGUUCGAUGUUGCGCAAAGGCUGGCAUCUCGCACUGUUCUUUCUAUGGUGGCUCCCGUAGACGGUUUGAGGCCUGCUGUAGCCGCAGAAUCUUUAGGACGUCGAUUCCUGGCGUUUAAUGCUGUCUAUGGGGCGCUGCAAGUGUUGGGGCCAACCUCAGAGCUGAGAAAAGCUUGGGAAGCAAUGAUCCUGAGCGUGCCAACGACGUACUCCCACACGCCCAGGUGCCCCAUUGAGGGCAAAUACGGGUUCCACUAUACAUUGGCAAAGCAGCUAAGUGAAGCCCUGGAACUGUACAAGCUUGGAGGUGCCCCCACAGAUGAGGACAUAAUCGAAAUUAAGCGCAAGCUGUUCUGUACGGAGCUCUCUCCAAAACGUUUUCGCGAGGCAUCUUGGUCCCUUUGGAGGAAAGAUGACAGGGAAUAUAGUGGAAAGCAAUGA